AUGGUAUUGGCAGAUAUAGGUAUCGGAGAAAUAGAGCUUAAUUAUGAUAGACGAGAGGCGGUAGACCUGACUUACCCUUACAUCAUAGACGACAUUACAUUCACGUCACCCCCACCUAAACUAUAUCAGACCACAAGUCUAUUCAAACCAUUUGAUACCAAUGUCUGGAUUUGGAGUUUAGUUAUGAUUGCAAUCACAUCAACACUACUAAGGAUUAGUAGCGGAACCUCCAAUAGUGAACAUAAGAUUCAGACAAUUGAGGACUUGGCUAAUGCACAGGAGUCCGGAAUAAGACAUCUGAAUAUCACACAAGAAUUGGCAAAUAUUUAA
Molecule: messenger RNA, 330 nt
Organism: Oppiella nova
Lineage: Eukaryota; Metazoa; Arthropoda; Arachnida; Sarcoptiformes; Oppiidae
Source: the annotation of a GenBank genome assembly